Messenger RNA from Rodentolepis nana, 2638 nucleotides. The record is from the annotation of a GenBank genome assembly. Lineage: Eukaryota; Metazoa; Platyhelminthes; Cestoda; Cyclophyllidea; Hymenolepididae.
GUACACUAACCUAAAGGCGGAGAUACCUGAAAACAUUAAUGUUGCUCUUCAAGUAGCACAUGCAAAAAAUAUUUUUGAGAAAUAUUUUGUGGUUGACAAAAUGGGUUCAUUAGUGAAUACCAACAUUUACGGCGGCAAUGAUCGUUUUAUUAAGGAAUGGCUCGCUGCUAUUCUACAUCGUGGUACUUCAACGGAUCGUGUAUUGGCAUUGGGAUAUAUGAUCCGAGAAAAGCCUCUUUCUUCUCUGAGGCAUAUUGAAAGCUUACUAACAUUAAUAUCACCUGUCAAGAAACAAUUGUGCAUUAAAGCCAUCGAAGUGCUCGCAGAUCUCUUUGAAACCACGCUUCUUCCAACGAAGCGGAGUCUCAUUCCCUUCUCUAAUCGUCCAUUUUCCACUCUCUCCAAGUAUCAAUCAGUUCUAACAGAGGAAUUAUCACUGAAAGAUUCUAAAAAUGGCGCAGACUUACCUACUAACUGUCAAGAACAUAUACUCGGAAUGUGGUAUUUUGAAGACGCCAUCAAGAAAUACUAUCGACAAUAUUUAACAGCUUUGGAGAAAGUUUUACUUAGUGAAACCUUCGAAGGCGAGAAAUCAAAGGCCUUGAAUGCGAUUAUGAAUUUAAUCUCAAAGAAACCAGAAUGCCGAGAUAUUGCCCUUGGUAUAGUUGUUAACAAGCUUGGUGAUCGUAGCAAGGGAUUUGUUUCCAAAGUCAAUUACAAACUUCGGUUACUUUGUCAGAAAUACUCCAAUUUAAAGGCUGUGCUGGUGGAACAGCUUCGAGUUUUCCUCUUUCGGCCUAAUCUUUUGGAGAGGGCCAAGUAUUAUGCCAUUGUGUUUCUUUCUUGUAUUCCGCUUUCAAAGAAUGACAAUCACAAAUUGCUUGUUAAAGACGAGGAUGGAACAAGCGAUUCUUCUGUGGCUGCCGUACUAUUUAAACUCUAUCUCUCUUUUUUCUGCGCUUCUAUUAAAGCGGAUGAACUACCCGAGCGACUGAUUGCUGCUCUACUUACUGGGAUAUGCCGGGUCUCGCCAUUCAUUUCAUCCGAUGUGUUAUCAGACAACGUGAAGGACAUUAAUGCCGUCUUCAAGUUGGUCCAUAUUACGUCAAACUUCACAAUCAGUCUGCAGGCUCUCAAUUUCCUCUUUCAGCUCACAGUUCAUCAGCCUACCUUGCGUGAUCGAUUUUACCAGGCUCUUUACCGCAAGCUUGCAGAUCCAUCCAUCCGUUGGUCAGCUCGUUUGCCUACUUUGUUAAAGUUGGUUUAUCAGAGCAUUCAAGCGGAUACCGAUGUUGAACGUAAAGCAGCCUUCGCCCAGCGUCUUCUCUCCGUUGCUUUGAAUCAUCCCAAUUCGGGAUUCGUGGCCGGAUCACUCAUCCUGCUAGAAAAAGUUCGAUUAGAGUGCAAUGUCGAUGUCAUUGGUAGUCUUACUCAGGAAAAGGUUUCAACAGAAGACCCCGGGAUCCUUCUUCCAAAAUCCAUUGGAAUGGUCAAACCAAGCCACCACGAAAACGAUGCGAACGUGAAUUCUGAUGAGGAAUACUUUUCAGAUGCUCCCGGUUCAGAUGACGACGAGGGGGGAAAAAAGACUCAAGACAGAGUGGAUAGUGACGUCUUUGCUUGGGAACACAAAAAUGUUGCCACUGGGAAGAGAAAAAAGUUGGGCAAAACCACUUCCGCUGUGCCAGUGAUUGGUUAUGACGAUACCGCUAGGGAUCCACGCUUCGCACGCGCAUUUGGUCAGCCUUGUUGGUCACUCCAAUUGUUGGCCGCACAUGCUCAUCCGACUGUUGCUCAUUUCGCUCAAUCUCUUCAACAAAAGAAGGCUUUUAAGUAUCAGGGUGAUCCCUUUGAGGACCUCUCUGUUGCCCACUUUAUGGAACGAUUUAUCUACAAGAAGCCUAAAUCGACUACGUCAGCUCCUCUACCGGGAAAAAUUUCUGCGACCACUGUUAAUAGGAAAAAGGUUCAUGCUAAAACCCUUGCACCAGACAGUUUGGCGUAUAAGAACCUCAAAACUGAUCAAGUGCCUUCUGAUGAACGGUUUAUUCAUAGCUACUUCAACUUUAUUGAUGAUCACCCAGCUAAGCGAGUGAACAAGGAUGAUGAAGAUGGUUCUGAUUUGGAUGAAGAUUUCGAUCAGUAUUUGAGGAAGCAUGAACGAGGUCUUAUUCCAGAUGAUAUUGACGACGACGAGAUUGAUGAGGAUAUCGAUUACUCUACCGAUGAGGAGGAAGAGAACGAAGAAGAUGCUGACGACAAGAAUGAUGAUGACGACGCUGAUUUCGACGAGGAAUUGGAAGAUUUGAGCGAUGAUGCAAGUGGUGUAGGUGACGAAGACAGUGAUGGUGAUUUCGAUGCAAUGAGUGAUGAUAAACACAACAAGUCAGAUAAAUUCGACAUGAACAAGCUUUUUGUGAGUGCCGAUGAGAUUGGAAAUCUGUACGAUAAUCAAGAGGAGGAUGGCGGUGGUGCCAAGGGCCAAAGGAAGUGGAAAAACAAGCAUGGUCGACCUGGACUGGGUAAAAGGAAGUACAAUGCUGCUGGUGGAAACAAGUUCACGAAUAAAAGGAAAUUCCCUCAAUCAAAAAAUAAGAACAAGGGCGCUUCGAAGUUUAAGAAACCGAGACGAGGUUAA